Cylindrotheca closterium is the source of this 555-nucleotide messenger RNA. The record is from the annotation of a GenBank genome assembly. NCBI's taxonomy places the organism in Eukaryota, Bacillariophyta, Bacillariophyceae, Bacillariales, Bacillariaceae.
AUGGCGAGAAUCGAUGCAUUGCCAGUAGAUGGCAAUGUAUCCAAUCAGAUUCCGCAAGUGGUCCAUGUGGUUCGUCCCAACAAUGAACGAACCCAGGGCACACAAGCAAAAGAAGGCGAGGAGGACGCUGCUGCUGAAGAAGAACAAGUUCCUCAGCAACAAGUGUUAGAGCCAGGUCCAGAUACAAGUGGCGCGACAGGAGCAGUUGGGUUAGAUGCUGGUGAAGUUGUGGUCGACGACAAAGUUUACAUACCACAGUCACUUACCAAUAUGAAUGGAUUGGAUUCCGACCGAAUCCGUCAGUUCGUUCUGAAUGGCGCAUCUGCUGCUCCUCCUGGCCAUAGCACCAAUCCGAUUGUGAUGCCACCUGGUGGGGCGCCUCUCAGCGACUACAACACACCAAACCUUCAAAGCAUUGCAUUUCCAACCCUGUUCCCACAUGGUGUUGGAGACGUAAUAAGCGGAGACAGAUUGGUGAAAGUGAAAUUGAACCAAGCCAACAAACACUUACUUUGGUAUUGUCUGAACAAGGCGGAUCGCGGCCUUGCUCCUUAA